AUGUCUGUGGUUGAUGAUGUCACCCACUCUGCCCCUGCUGUCCAGGUGGUGUUUGUCAGCACAUGUCUUCUCAUGUCUGUCCCUGGGCUCUGUAACUUUGAGACGGGUCACUGUGGGUACAUUCAAGACAAAGAGGGUGACUGGGUACUGGUGAGAGGGCCUACCCCCACUUCUUACACCGGGCUGAGGGUGGAUCACACCACAGGAGUCGGGUACUACAUGCACAUUGAGGCCUCUAACAUGCUGCCUGGUCAAAAUGCCCGACUAUUCUCCAAUCCUCUGAGGAGGUCCAUGGGUUCUCUGUGCCUGCGUUUCUUCUACCACAUGUAUGGCUUGGGCAUAGGUGAGCUCAGUGUUCAUCUGAGCAAGAAUGGAGAGGACGAAUUGCUAUGGAAACACACUGGAGAGCAGAGCAUCACCUGGCUGACAGCCACUGUGGAAUACCAAAGUGACCAACAGCAUCAGAUCGUAUUUGAGGCCAUCGGGGGUUCCUCAAUAAGAAGUGAUAUAGCCAUUGACAGCAUUGUGUUUGAAAGUGGACUGUGCCCAGGUAUUGUAUCUGUUGCCCGAUAA
This is a messenger RNA of Oncorhynchus keta (chum salmon), 573 nucleotides long. Its product is annotated as thyroid hormone-induced protein B-like. NCBI's taxonomy places the organism in Eukaryota, Metazoa, Chordata, Actinopteri, Salmoniformes, Salmonidae. The record is from RefSeq and is a predicted model, not a curated record. The transcript has 4 exons. Bases 1 to 573 code for a protein of 190 amino acids. Gene Ontology annotation, cellular component: membrane.